GCCGAGCCCUCUGGAAGGCUAGUCGUCGACCAAAAGCCUCAAUUCGCGGGACUCCGGGAGCCUAAUUACUCUUCUCCCGCCUGUACCUCGGCCGGAACUCUAGUGCCGUAAGGCCUGGUUGGGCGCCGGACCGGAAAAGCGGAUGGACCCACACGAGGAAAGCGGAGUAUCCGGUCAGGAAAAGCGGGGACCCGAGUGGAAGCCGCUCUCGGGCGCCGGCGGGCAGUGGGGGCGACGCGGCCCUAGCAGGUGGAAUUGGGCUAUUUGCUGAAGCUUCUUUCCCUCAUAGACCAGGGAGAAAUUUACAUUUGGACUUUAUCUUACCAUGGCUUUGGUUCACAGAUUACUGAAUGGCGCUUACAUUUUCAGACAUUGCCCCAAGCCAAGUGCCUCAUGUCCAUUUUUGGGUACUCGCUUUGCAUAUUAUUGUUCUAGUAGUCUUCAGAAACCCGAGGCUGCUCCUGGCAAAACCUCCUGUCAGAGGAAUUCUGAAGGGGAUUUGCAAGGACAUCACCAGAGAGAAGUUGCUUUGGAUAUAACCUCUCCUGAGGAGAAGCCUGAAGUUAGUUUUGAUAAAGCAAUUAAAGAUGAAAUAAAGGACCAUUUUAGGCGUUUGAAGGAUGAUAUUGUGAAUCAUUGGAUAGGCCCUGAAGGCCGCCCUCUGCAUGAGGUCUUGUUGGAACAGGCCAAGGUUGUCUGGCAGUUCCGUGGAAAAGAAGAUUUGGAUAAGUGGGUAGUGACUUCUGAUAAGACUAUUGGCGGCAGAAGUGAAGUGUUCCUGAAAAUGGGUAAGAAUAAUCAGAGUGCACUGCUGUAUGGAACUCUGAGUUCUGAGGCGCCUAAGGAUGGGGAAAGUGGCUGCAGUGGGUACUGUGCAAUGAUAUCCAGGAUCCCAAGGGGCCCUUUUGAAAGAAAGAGGGCUUAUGAUUGGUCCCAGUUCAACACUCUGUAUCUCCGUGUGCGUGGUGAUGGUCGGCCUUGGAUGGUGAAUAUCCGAGAGGACACAGAUAUAAUCCAGAGGAAGAAUCAGAUGUACAGUUACUUCAUGUUCACCCGUGGGGGGCCCUAUUGGCAGGAGGUCAAGAUUCCUUUCUCCAAAUUUUUCUUCUCUAAUCAAGGAAGAAUCCGGGAUGCCCAGUACCAGCUUUUGCUUGACAAGAUCUCUUCUAUUGGAUUCACCCUGGCUGAUAAAGUAGAUGGUCCGUUCUUCCUGGAAAUAGAUUUUAUUGGAGUGUUUACUGAUCCAGCCCACACAGAAGAAUUCGCCUAUGAAAAUUCUCCAGAGCUUAACCCAAGACUUUUUAAAUAGAGAUGGUAAUUUUGUACUACCAAACUAAGAGUAGUAUUAUCCAUGAUGACAGAGACAAAAUAAAGUAUUUCUUUAAUGGCUUCCAACCAAUGGCUGGUACGUAUUCCGAGACAAACCUAAAUGCUGUUGCCAAGAGGGGCCACUCAGAGGGAGACACAGCAUGAAACUAGGUUCUAAGCUGUAACUUUAUACAAGUCCUGAUGCGGAGGUAUUAUGUAAAGAACUUAACUGUUUUGGGUUAAAAUGAUUGCUAUUAGGAACAAUUCCUACACGCGUAGGCGUUGCCAAAGCAGGAAGUCCUCAAGGUGACUGUUGAUGUCUUUCUCCUACUCUAUUCCUUGUAGGUUUCUUGUGUUCUCUAAUCCAUCAUUUGAGGAAAGGAGAUUGCUAUAUAGUUCGGGGAUUUUUAGUAUAUUCAAACUUGUCAAUAUUUACCACAAGCUAACUUUAGAAAAUUUCUUUCUGCCUUAGAAGUAACCUUGAUGCCCCUUUGCAGGCACUUUUUAAAAUUAUGUUCAGUUAGCC
Ailuropoda melanoleuca (giant panda) is the source of this 1834-nucleotide messenger RNA. RefSeq names its product NADH:ubiquinone oxidoreductase complex assembly factor 1 (gene NDUFAF1). Gene Ontology annotation, biological process: mitochondrial respiratory chain complex I assembly; mitochondrial electron transport, NADH to ubiquinone. Lineage: Eukaryota; Metazoa; Chordata; Mammalia; Carnivora; Ursidae. Gene Ontology annotation, cellular component: mitochondrion. The coding region runs from base 326 to 1309 and encodes 327 amino acids. The transcript has 5 exons. The record is from RefSeq and is a predicted model, not a curated record.